AUGGGAGGAAAAGGCGGUAGUGGUGGUGGCGGUGGUGGCGGUGGUGGGGGUGGUGGGGGUGGUGGAGGGAAAGGUUGGGGUGGUGGUGGUGGCGGUAGUGGAGGAGGUAGGAGCGGUGGUGGUGGCGGUGGGGGAGGAGGGAAAAGUGGUGGCGGUAGUGGCGGAGGCUACAUGGUGGCUCCGGGGAGCAAUGGUUCUUCUUACAUUUCAAGAGAUAACUUUGAGAGUGAUCCUAAAGGUGGGGAAGGAAUGGGAGGAAAAGGCGGUAGCGGUGGUGGAGGGAAAGGUGGUGGCGGUGGUGGUGGUGGUGGAGGGAAAGGUGGUGGUGGUGGUGGCGGUAGUGGAGGAGGUAGGAGCGGUGGUGGUGGCGGUGGGGGAGGGAAAAGUGGUGGCGGUAGUGGCGGUAGUGGCGGAGGCUACAUGGUGGCUCCGGGGAGCAAUGGUUCUUCUUACAUUUCAAGAGAUAACUUUGAGAGUGAUCCUAAAGGUUACUUUGAUAAUCUGCAUGGCAGUGGACAGGGUAGCAAGUGACCUUGGUCUGUUUAUUUCACUAUUUAUGCAUUGAAGAUGGUUAUUAUUACCGAAUAAAUUAUCUUAUGAUCAAAUAAAAUAAGAGUUUCUA
Messenger RNA from Brassica napus (rape), 622 nucleotides. RefSeq names its product glycine-rich protein DOT1. The transcript is spliced from 3 exons. The record is from RefSeq and is a predicted model, not a curated record. The coding region runs from base 1 to 531 and encodes 176 amino acids. Lineage: Eukaryota; Viridiplantae; Streptophyta; Magnoliopsida; Brassicales; Brassicaceae.